Molecule: messenger RNA, 990 nt
Organism: Ramularia collo-cygni
Lineage: Eukaryota; Fungi; Ascomycota; Dothideomycetes; Mycosphaerellales; Mycosphaerellaceae
Product: probable catechol dioxygenase
Exons: 5
Coding region: 1-990 (329 amino acids)
Biological process (GO): catechol-containing compound metabolic process
Molecular function (GO): ferric iron binding; catechol 1,2-dioxygenase activity
Source: RefSeq, a predicted model, not a curated record
AUGGACCCCUCUCAAGUCGACGUACCUCCUCUUAAGGAUCUUACCAUCGACAACAUAACCGACAAUGUGAAGCUGAUAAACUCGAAUUGCCCUAAUCCACGCAUGAAAUACAUCCUUGAGCGCAUUGUCCAGCAUCUACACGAUUUCGCGAGAGAGACACGUCUGUCCCACGAUGAAUGGAUGACAGGAUUGCUGUUCCUCACAGCAGUUGGCCAAAUCUGUACAGACGUCAGACAGGAAUUUAUCCUUCUUUCUGAUAUCCUCGGUCUUUCUCUACUAGUUGACAGUAUUGAUCAUCCGAAACCUCCCGCGAGCACCGAAGGAACUGUUCUAGGCCCAUUCCAUUCCCACGAGGCUCAGAGCGAGCCCAAUGGUGCUCUCAUAGCUCAUGAUCCGAAUGGCGAGCCAUGCUUGGUACUUUGCACCAUCAAAGACACCGAUGGCAAACCUGUUGAAGGUGUCAAAAUCGACAUCUGGGAGACUGAUUCUGGUGGGAAGUAUGACGUCCAGUAUCCCGGAAGAGAAGGCCCAGAUCAGAGAGCAGUGAUGCACAGCGACAAGGAUGGUGUCUUUUGGUUCAAGGCUAUCGUUCCUGUCCCAUAUCCAAUUCCCAAUGACGGGCCAGUUGGUAAAUUGCUCAAGCUGCUGAACAGGCAUUGCUAUCGGCCUAGCCACAUGCACUUUAUGUUCGAAAAGGAGGGUUUCGAUCAUCUCAUCACGGCAUUGUAUCUUCGUGGAGAUCCGUACGAGACUUCCGAUGCUGUGUUCGGAGUUAAAGAGUCGCUUCUCAUCGAUCUGGGAACCGUAAACGCAGAGCAGGCUUCGACAUAUGGUGUGAAGGAGGGUAGUAAGCUGAUGACCUACGACUUCGUGUUGGUCACCGAGGAGGACUCUCGUAAACUCCGGGAGAAGAACGCUAUGGAUGCUAUGAAGCAAUUGGGAAGGACGAUGAAGCUGUGGAAUGGGCUUCCGGUCCCUGAUGUUGAUUGA